Messenger RNA from Cylas formicarius (sweet potato weevil), 889 nucleotides. RefSeq lists its product as uncharacterized. The transcript has 3 exons. NCBI's taxonomy places the organism in Eukaryota, Metazoa, Arthropoda, Insecta, Coleoptera, Brentidae. Bases 122 to 889 code for a protein of 255 amino acids. The record is from RefSeq and is a predicted model, not a curated record.
AGCAAGCACACAUUAGUCUUAAUCCUGUUUCGCGUUGUUCACCACCUACAGUUGUGAGUGACACUUAGAAACUUGGGCCCAGUCGAAAUUAAGUGAACUGCAGCAACCCAAACGUCUGAAGAUGAACAGGACCGAAAUUGAAGAAAUGUACAAACUUUGCGACAUGGAUCUACACAUUGCGGAAUCCUACGAUGGUGACCAAAUCGCACCAUCGACUUCCAGUAAGAAAGUUUUAAACAUUGAGCAACAUUCGGCUAUAGUUGAAAGAGUCAUCGAUAGCGAGGACGAGUUCGCUUCGCUUGAAUCCGAAAAGCUUUCAUAUGAAAAAGUGUCCAUUGAAUCAGAAUAUGUGUCAGACAAUUCGACACAUUUUGAGCUUUGUCCCGUAUCGGAAGUUCACAAGGUUAACCCUCCCGUAGUAGAGGUGACCGUCAUAGAAUGCGUUUCCGAUAAUCAACAGCCUGAAGACGUGGUUGUGGAAGAGAAGAAAGACGAAGAGUUCGUCACAGUUUCGUCCAAAGAAUACGAUGAAUCGAUUUACGAAUUUCCCGAAGAGGGUAAAAAUGUCAAUGUCAAAUACGCCCUUGUUUUGCCUGACCACGUCUACGACGUUCCCAGAAAAAGAUGCGGACAAACUCCUGUUCCUGUGCAUGGACAAACUGGCGGGUCAAUGGAAAUGACCGAAUACAACGCGAGAUUAAAGAGAUUGGAGAGGACUGAUGCAGAUGUGGAAGAACAGUCGAGAAUCAGAUACUGGAAUUUCCUUUGGGGUUUGCUGUGCGUUAUUAUUAUUCUGGCGCUUAUUGCCUACGUCUACGUAAUGAUCCAUAUAAUAGUCAAAGCUGGUCGUCGCUACGACGAGCUUUUCAAACCGCAGCCUAAUUUUUAA